AUGCCUCAGGCUGACAAAGUAUUGCUCAUCUUCAAGUCCUGCAGUGCCAACCCACCCAGCAUUGCCUCAGCCCGCAAGCACGCCUUCCAGUCUUCGCAUCCGCAGCCAAGUGGGUCGACUUCUCCGUUUUACGCGACUCCUCGUUUCCAUUCCGUCGUUCGUAAAGAAAAGGAUGAUAUCCAAACGACCUUUGAUGAUGAUGAUCUCGUCACUCCGAGCGUGCCCACGUUUCGUGUCUCCCUGCCUCCGCAGGAUUCCAUCGAGCCCGAGGAUGAUGAUCUUGGGAGAAUAUCACCUUUGCAUUCCCGAAAUAAGAUUUCUACGCCGGUGACCAAACGACGCAAAGUUUCACAUUCUGAAACCCAGCUCGGCGAGACAAUCACCAUCUCGUCUUCCCCGGAGUUGGCCGAACGUCCCGCGAAUGAUCAGCAUGAAGACGAGGGCUUGAUCGGAUGGAACUCAGGCUUAGAGGAGGAGGAUGACGUCGCCGCUACUACUCAUGGACCGAACGAGACCAACAAGUCGACACGGUUUAGGCCUGGGCCAGCAGCGUCAGCCGGGACUCCAUCCUUGCCUAGGGUUGUCUUCAGGUCAGUUGCAGAGGACGCUGAGCCACGUUCGGUCGGAAGUGGUGCGGUAAUACCCGAAGUCUUCUCUCCGUCCAAGCGGAAAGGCAAGCCAGACUACAUACCUGGCGGCAGCGCAGACAUAGUCCGGAGUUGGGUCCUCAACGUUGCUGCGCAGGAGUCACAGGCCGGCCCAGCCGCAGGAAUGAUUUUUGUCAUCCAGAGAGUGAUAAAGGACCGCAGUGGUCGUUUUGUCGUCGUUCUCAGUGAUGAUGGCUCAUCCUGGCUUCUUCCCGCGCAACACCAGAAGGGAUUUGCUGAUCCCAAAGCCACCCUGACUGGGAUAAAUCCCGGCUUGCGUGUGCUGAUCAAAGGACAUGCUAUGAAAUGGCCCCUGCAUUUCGGCACUCCCCUGGGUGAUGUCCGUGUUGCCGCAUCGUGGGAGCUCACUCCUGCUGGGUAA
Exophiala dermatitidis NIH/UT8656 is the source of this 1029-nucleotide messenger RNA. RefSeq lists its product as uncharacterized. Bases 1 to 1029 code for a protein of 342 amino acids. The transcript has 2 exons. The record is from RefSeq and is a predicted model, not a curated record. Lineage: Eukaryota; Fungi; Ascomycota; Eurotiomycetes; Chaetothyriales; Herpotrichiellaceae.